GGUUCCUCGUGCAAAACGUAGACGAUCUUUGCUGCAACUCUUGUGACAGCUAGCAAUCAACUCCUCAACUCCAAAAAACGCUCCUGUUCGCAAGAAGGCUGCAGGCUGCGCCAGGCAGAGCAGAGAGGAGAGGAGAGGGGAGAGCUUUAACCCUGGUCUCCCUAGCCGAGCCUGAGUGACCUAGCCAGCCAUGGACGACAGCUCGUCUCUGGGGAAAGUCAGCGGCUCCACUGAAUCCGUGGCCACCGUCACCAGCGAGGAGUUUGUUCUGGUGCAGCCUAGCGCCGCCGGCUCACCGCCAGGUUCUGAGGGCAAGCCCAGACUCAAGAUGUCGUGCAAUGGGAGUGAGCAGCUGGAGAAAGCCAUGGAGGAUGUGCUCGACGACGAGGAGGUGAAGGAAGAGGAGAAGAGCAGCACAGAGAAGAUGGAGAAGCAGAGAGAAGUAGAGGCCCCUGAGGGCACCGUCCUUGACCCCAGACCUCCAGAGGUGUCGCCAUGUACAGUGGUGUCCAGCGCCGCCGAGCCGGAGGAGGACAGUGUUCAGUUUAGCAAGCUGUCUUACCUGGGCUGCACCUGGGUCAAAUCACCCCGCAAUGAGGCCGAGGCCCAGAGAGCCAUGGCCACCCUGCGGGCUGAGAGUGCCAUCCCCAUCCCCAUCAUCCUGCACGUCCCCAACGGAACUGAUGGCUCUGUCAGGAUCGUGGACCAAGCCUCAGGCACGGAGAUCGCCUCUUUCCCCAUCUACAAGGUGUUGUUCUGCGCUCGCGGCAGGGAGGGAUCAGUAGAGAGUGAUUGUUUCUCCUUCACCGAGAGCUACCGCAGCUCUGAGGACUUCCAGAUCCACGUUUUCUCCUGCCACAUCAAAGAAGCCGUCAGUCGUAUAUUGUAUAGUUUCUCCACUGCGUUUCGGCGUUCAUCGCGGCCGACAGAUGUCAGAGACUCUCCACUGACCAGUCCUCCUGACAGUGACCUGUACACAUUCUCUGUUGCCCUGGAGGUCAAAGAAGAUGAUGGCAAGGGCAACUACAGUCCAGUCCCUAAGGACAGAGAUAAGUUCUUCUUCAAACUGCGGCAGGGUGUUCAGAAGAAGGUCGUGGUUUCAGUUCAGCAGAUCUGCAACAAGGAGCUUGGCAUCGAGAGGUGUUUUGGGAUGCUGCUGAGUCCAGGACAGAAAGUCCGCAACAGCGACAUGCAUCUGCUAGACAUGGAGUCCAUGGGGAAGAGCUCCGAUGGGAAAGCGUAUGUGAUCACAGGAACGUGGAAUCCCAACAUGGCCGCCUUCCAGGCACUGAACGAAGACACACCUAAAGAUAAGCAGGUCUACAUGACAGUGGCGGUGGACCUGGUGGUGACGGAGGUGGUGGAACCAGUUCGCUUCCUGCUAGAAACACUGGUCAGGGUUUAUCCGUCCAACGAACGCUUCUGGUACUUCAGUCGCAAGGCCUUCAGCGAGACCUUCUACCUCAAACUCAGACAGCAGGGAGCAGAGAGGGGCAGUCAGAGCGAUGCUGUCUAUGAGGUGGUGAGUUUGCAGAGGGAGGCGGAGAGAAGCAAUGGAAGAGGACGACUGGCCUCCCCUGCUGAGGAAGACGAGGCUGAUGAAGACAGCGACAGUGAAAUCUCCAGCGGGACCGGAGACGUUUCCAAAGACUGUCCUGAGAAAAUACUGGAGUCCUGGGGAGGAAUCCUCAAUAGAUGGCAUGGGAACCUCUCUAGUCGUCCGAAGGGUUUGUUGCCGGUGGUUCGUGCUGGUGUUCCUGAGCCACUAAGAGCCGAAGUCUGGCAGCUGCUGGCCGGUUGCCACGACAACCAUAACCUGUUGGAGCACUACCGCAUCCUCAUCACUAAGGACUCGGCCCAGGAAAGCGUCAUCACCCGGGACAUCCACCGCACUUUCCCCGCCCAUGACUAUUUCAAGGACUCGGAUGGUGAUGGACAGGACUCCCUCUACAAGAUCUGCAAGGCCUACUCUGUUUAUGAUGAAGAGAUUGGUUAUUGUCAGGGUCAGUCGUUCCUAGCUGCUGUUCUUCUGCUGCACAUGCCUGAGGAACAGGCUUUCUGCGUGCUGGUGAAGAUCAUGUAUGAUUAUGGCCUCAGAGCUCUGUACAAGAACAACUUUGAGGAUCUUCACUGCAAGUUCUACCAGCUGGAGAGGCUGCUGCAGGAACAGCUUCCAGACCUGUGGGCUCACUUCCAGGAGCUGAACCUGGAGGCGCACAUGUACGCCUCCCAGUGGUUCCUCACCCUCUUCACCGCCAAGUUCCCCCUCUGCAUGGUCUUCCACAUCACCGACCUGCUGCUCUGUGAGGGUUUGAACAUCAUCUUCAAUGUUGCGCUGGCCCUUCUCAAGACGUCUAAAGAGGACCUCCUGCAGGCUGACUUUGAAGGGGCGCUCAAGUUCUUCAGAGUCCAGCUCCCUAAACGCUACAGAGCUGCUGAGAAUGCCCGACGGCUUAUGGAGCAGGCCUGCAACAUCAAGGUGCCAACUAAGAAGCUGAAGAAGUUUGAGAAGGAGUACCAAACACUGAGAGAGAGCCAGCUGCAACAGGAAGACCCCAUCGACCGAUACCAGAGGGAGAACCGUCGUCUUCAAGAGGCCAGUAUGCGGUUGGAGCAGGAAAAUGACGACCUGGCCCACGAGCUGGUCACCAGUAAGAUCGCCCUGCGUAACGACCUGGACCAGGCGGAGGACAAAGCUGAUGUUUUGAACAAAGAGCUGCUGAACACGAAGCAGCGUCUGGUGGAGACGGAGGAGGAGAAGAGGCGGCAGGAGGAGGAGACGGCUCAGCUGAAGGAGGUGUUCAGGAGGGAGCUGGAGAAAGCCGAGUCAGAGAUCAAGAAAACCACAGCCAUUAUAGCUGAAUACAAGCAGAUCUGCUCCCAGCUGAGCACCAGGCUGGAGAAACAGCAGGCAGCAACGAAAGAGGAGCUGGACAUGGUCAGGAAUAAGGUGAUGGGCUGUGAGCGCUGCAGGGGAGUGUUCAGCACCCAGGGGUCGCUCCAGGCGGCGUCCCCCAGCAGGGACAAUGCGAGCGCCGAGCCGCUGGACGAGGAGAAGGACGGGCUGAAGGAGCAGCUGAGGGAGCUGGAGCUGGAGCUCGCACAGACCAAACUGCAGCUGGUGGAGGCCAAGUGCCGCAUCCAGGAGCUGGAGCACCAGAGGGGAGUCCUGAUGAACGAGAUCCAGGCGGCCAAGAACUCCUGGUUCAGCAAGACCCUGGGCUCCCUGAAGAGCUCCGCCUCUUCCUCCUCCACCUCCAGCUCCCAGUCUCAGACCCCCUCUUCCCCCAAGGAUGGCCCUGCCUAGACUGGACUCGCUCCCCCCUUGUGCGGCCACAGGCUGCACUUUCCCCUGCAGAAUGCACACUAGAGCUGAGGAACACGAGCUGAAGAAACAAGCAGCAGAGUGAUGCAGUAUUCCUUUUCCAGCCGGCGUAGAGGAUGGCGAGGGCGCCGCUGACUGGCUGCCUGACAAACAGAUGCCUCCGCUUCCUCUGUUCUUUACAUACCGUCCAUUGGACCGGCCACAUUUCAAUCUCUUGUCUGUCAGUUUGAUUGGACUAAACUGUGCGUUUUGACGUGCUCUGCUCCACAGUGUGCUGAAGUGUCAUUGAGGCUCAGAGUUGAUUGAGUGGUUCACACUGUUAGCUGAGCUAGAUGUCUCAAAUCUCAUGAUGAGAAAGCCGAAUUAAGACACAUGACAGCAUCUUCGGUGUGGAUCACUGAUUCACCUUGUGGCCACACAUCGCUAUUGCCAAGUUAAUGCCAAUUAGCUGUGUGGCCAAGCGCUGAUGUGAAUAGGUAACUGAGAACAAAGUUAAACCUGCAUUCAUACUCUGUACAAUUUGGGUGUAAUUUCCAAGGACAGUGAUACUGUUGCUGUCCAGUUCAACAUCACACUGGGAUUCUAAGUUUACUGUUUAGAAAUACAGAGAGCUAUAGCAAUCAUCUUCAGCGCUACAUAGCCACAGUGCUCUGAAAAGGGAUACUGCAUUCAGAAUCUGAAAAACAGAACAACAACAAAAACAACUUGUAUUUCUUUAUGGUAAUAUUCAGUAAACAAUGUUGUCAUAUAAAUAUGUAUAACUAAUUAUUGAUUUUUUAAAAAAAAUCUUGUACAGUUCUUUAAGCGAAAAAAGAAGCAAAAGUUCUUUGUUAAAUUUCUUUUUUUACCGUUUGGAAUUUGAAUGUCAUCUCUCUAGAUGUUGAUGUUACUAAGCACAGUGUAUGGCAUGUCUGGUUGAGUCUAAAUGCUGAAAAGCCAAAGCGACAUCCUGUCCCUUCAUCCUUUAAAGGACACCAAUAUUCCUCUGCAGUGACCAUUAGUAAAAGCAUCCCUCACAGGCCUAUAAGGGUUUUACAGGUUAGACCUCAUACCAGCAUAAAAUCCUAUGUUAGCAGGACGGCAGCUCGGAACUGCAACCAUCAACCACCACCACCCUCUUGCUGUUCUCCAACCAUGAGAUUUUAAUGCUUGAUUGAUCCAUUUUUGCAUCGCAACUUCACUUAUGAAGAUGGACCUUUUGCCAGUUGUUGUCAUCCUGAAUUCACCGCAGAUACAGACGUUACUUCCUACUCUUUAAACGAUGCUGUAUGGGCCACAGUAUCUGUAAAAUAGCACAAUUAACUCCUAAAACACAACACGCAAUGAUACAGUCCCAGUGUUGCAUCUGAAUCGUCAUGCAAUCUGAAGGCGGUUUGCAUGGCUGUGCCAUUACUUUCAUUUUAAAGGAAUACAAGAUUUAGGGAGGUUGCCCUGUUGGUCAAGUCGGCCAUGAGGUGAUGAGAAUGUAGACACCCAAAUAAUCCAUAUUUCCCAAGCAGUUGCUUUUGCCAUGUUAUGAGCACACACUGUGUCGAGUGGCUCCAUGCUAACACUUGAGAAUACUCUGUUGAAGGAGAGUUGAUUCUAGAGCGACUGGACUAGUUUGUAGAUUUGUGAAGCGGUUUCAUUUGUCAUGCAACAAGUCUCUUCAGUUCUGCCAUCAGACCUGAGGACAGCAGUGACAGCAGUGCUUGCCAAGGAGGACACAUGGAUUCUCAUCACUUAGCAGAGAGGUGACCGACAUGGCAAUUUCCCAGAUGAGUGUUUCCCUUUAAUAUUAAUGCAUGUUAGCGCUGUCAUAGCAGGCCGGGGCAGAGAGCUGCAAUAUAGGUGCCAAGAACCCCGCUUCGUCCCCCACUCUGCACUCAGCCUUUGGACUUUGACCAAGACCGUGUCUACUUGUAUGUACGUGUGUGUGUGUAUGUGUGUGUGUGUGUUUGGACGUAUGUAUGUGUGUUCUGCAUUGUAACUCCACAUCUUCUUCACCUGGCUGCCUUUUCUUUUGCUGUUGACUCGGGCUGCCGGCUGAUGAGAGGAAAGUCAUGUGACUGUCAGGGAGGAUUAGCUGUGCCAUAAGAGCCUCUCUGCUCCUGACAGGCUGAGUUUCCCUCCUCCCCUUUCCCACUGGUCUGCGUCACCAACAAACCAUGGGAUUUGACUUCAUUCAAACCUUUAUCGAGCAGGGAAGAUGCGCCACAUUCACAGUGGGAGAUGCCCAGUAAAAUAAGUGUCUGCUGUCGGCCUCUAGUGGCUCUGCUGAAGGAAAUCACCCCAGUGGAAAAGGAGGAGCAAAGGAAACCGAUUGGUUUAAUCCCGUUGAUUUUCAAGCAGUUUUAUUGUUAUUUGGUUCCGGAACAUUCCUUUAUUCAUUGAUGUCAUAUCAUUCUUAAUCCUUGUUGGUCACAUCUGUGGCUAUUACAAAGUCCUGCAGCCAGUGUCAUGUAUAGUCCAGACGAUUUGGAGAGCUCUCCUGUCUUUUAUGUGCACUAACACAGCAUUGAUAUUUUAAACACUAUUUGAAGAUGUUUGUUUGUAUCGCAAGUUUUCUUGAGGGCAGAAUCAUUUUUUUUAACUGCUGAUUUUUGUUUGUCGACAGGCCGGCUGCCAAAUUCUAAUCCACUUUAUAAUCCACACUUGAUUCCAAUGAUGCAGAAGCAGGUAAAGUGAGCUGGACUAAGAGUGUGAUGUGUGUUGUGUAGUGUACAGUAUGCUGUAAUACCACAGUACUAUUACAUAGGAAGGGACUGACUCUAGUCCUGUGUUCUGUACAGUAACUGUCUGACCUGCAUUAAUAAAUUUCUGUUUCUCUGUUCACCG
This is a messenger RNA of Myripristis murdjan (pinecone soldierfish), 6142 nucleotides long. RefSeq names its product RAB GTPase activating protein 1-like (gene rabgap1l). Bases 191 to 3307 code for a protein of 1038 amino acids. Lineage: Eukaryota; Metazoa; Chordata; Actinopteri; Holocentriformes; Holocentridae. The transcript is spliced from 26 exons. Gene Ontology annotation, molecular function: small GTPase binding; GTPase activator activity. Gene Ontology annotation, biological process: regulation of GTPase activity. The record is from RefSeq and is a predicted model, not a curated record.